Messenger RNA from Rhagoletis zephyria (snowberry fruit fly), 1779 nucleotides. The record is from RefSeq and is a predicted model, not a curated record. NCBI's taxonomy places the organism in Eukaryota, Metazoa, Arthropoda, Insecta, Diptera, Tephritidae.
AUGUUUCGCUAUGCACUAGAACGUCUGUUUGACUAUAUGUUCCAGUAUUUAGUAAGCAAUUUACUUCAAGUAAAAGAAAGUGAAAACCAAAAAACGACAGAAACCGUUAACUCAGCAUUACAAUUGUCGGCAACUGAAGAAUCACAUAGCCGGACAGCUCGUGAUGGCACACUACUGGCAGAGGACAAUGAAACAAACAGUGUUGACAAGUGCUGUCACAUUCAGGUGUGCUUCAUGGAUCCAAUUCAGAAGCAAAUAAUCAAAUACAACAUGACAGUGAAACAAUCAAUGAAAGUGGUUGACGUAAAAAAAGAACUUUGUGAUCAGUUAAAAGACAACAUAGACAAUUGGUCUAACCUGGCAAUACUAUUUAUGGGCAAGGAACUGGAAAACAAUUUAGAAAUCAGUGGCUGUGAUUUGGGUGAUUACUCAAUGUUACACGCACUGGACUCGUCAAAAGUUACCCGAAACACCAGGUCCACUGAUGAAAACAUUGAGCAAGUUAAUGUGCCGCUAAGUAAAUUACCCACAAAACUGACGACAAUUGACAAUUCUGAAACUUCAAGCGCCAACGAUCUCAUAGCCGAUAACGCACAGCAGACAGCUACAGACAACUCAAGCAACAAAGAAAAGCUCUACUUUUUUGUGUACUGCCAGGCGUGCGAUGCACUGCGAUCCGGAAAGCUGCGCGUCGCUUGUGAUCAGUGUGAAAACGGGUCAAUUCUCUUCAGCCGUGAACCUCAGGACUGGAGUGACGUGCUGACUGCAGGCCGCAUCGAGUGCAAGUGCUUCACUCCGGGCUGCACCGGAAAGGUGGCCCGAUUUUACUUCAAGUGCAUCGACGAGGCUGGCCACGACCAUCAUCAUCAUCAACAACAGGAGAAGGCGAAGACAUCAGCAAGGGUAAACACUGCCGAAGCUGUCACUCCGCUGAACCGACUUCGCCGGAACAACAUUGGCGUCUCCUGUCUGGCCUGUCUGGACAACACCGUCGAGGUGGUGCUCGUUUUUCCCGGCUGUGAUCACGUCAUCUGCCUGCCGUGCUUUCGAGACUACUGCAAAACGGCGCUCAGCGAGCGGAACCUCGUCUGGGUCGACGCUCUCGGCUACACUGUCAACUGUCCGAUGGACUGCGAGGGCUCCUCCGUCGAGUCAGCCCACCUCAACCUCCUCGAGGAGCACUUCUACUCGCUGUACGCCAGGUUCUCCUCCGAGGAGCUGGUGCUGAGGCGGGGCGGAAUGCUCUGCCCGCACUCCAACUGUGAUCAGGCGCUCUACCCGGAGAAGAUGCCGCCCACCAGCUGUGAGGUGACCGAGUGCCCAAAGUGCCGGCUGGUGUACUGCCUCCUUUGCACCUAUGAGGGCGUCUACGCUCCCGUCAGUUGUCCCUACGAGGGGCUGAUUGAACAGACGAACGCCGAACUUUGCGCCAGUGCUCAACAGGCGGAAAACACAGAAAAGACAAUACGCCCUAGUACGUACCUGGCCAGCCUGGUAGAAAAAUUCAGUCUGCUGCGCUCGCUGGCCAGCAGUGUGACCGGUGCUGCAGGUUCAGGUGCUGGUUCAGCCCAGGCGGCGCCCACGCGCUGGCAGGACACCAUGUCUCGGCUGAAGAUUCGCGAGAUAGCGAAGCCCUGUCCGAAGUGCCGAACGCCCACUGAACGCAACGGCGGCUGUAUGCACAUGAUCUGCACGCGAAAACGCUGCAACUACAACUGGUGCUGGAUCUGUCUCACCGAGUGGAACACCGAGUGCAUGGCGACGCACUGGUUUGGCUAG